AUGGAAGAAGUUAUAAUUGCUGCUGUGUAUAAAAGGGAACCACUUUGGAAUCAGUCAAAUAAACACCACAAGAACGUGAUAGUUCUAAAAAAGUUAUGGGAAGAGGUUGCAGAAGAAGUAAACAUAGAUGAUAAGAUUGUGCGUAUGAAAUGGAAAAAUCUACGAACAUAUUUUUUUCGAGAGAUUCGGAAAAUGGAAGACCCAAAGAGUGGGGAUGGAGGAAGAAUUUAUUCCGCUUCUACUUGGAAAUUUUUUGAACAAAUGAUGUUUAUGAAAGAUAGUGUUGCGAAAUUGCAAAGAGAUACAAAUUUUGAUAUGGAAUCAAUUACUUCUGAUUGUAAUGAACUUUCAGGAUCUCCGGAGAUAAUUUAUUUGAGAGAAACUGCGGUGCAGUCUUCUAACAUGACACAUACAACCAAAAAAAUUAAAACAUCUCAUGAUCACCAUGAUGAACUCGCCCAGUUAGAGAAAAAGAUUCAAUCAUUAGAGAAAGAAAGUCUUCAAGAGCAGGACGAAGAUUUGUUAUUCUUUAAAAGCCUAAUUCCUUACAUGAAGAAAAUACCACUUCGAAAGAAACUUAAGUUACGUUCAAUUAUACAGGAUGCCAUUUUAGAACAUAUACCAUGGGAUAGUAAUGAGGACUGGGAUUCUGAAGCGCGGAGCAUUUGUAAACAGGAGAUGCCCUAA
Molecule: messenger RNA, 687 nt
Organism: Chilo suppressalis (striped riceborer)
Lineage: Eukaryota; Metazoa; Arthropoda; Insecta; Lepidoptera; Crambidae
Source: the annotation of a GenBank genome assembly